Molecule: messenger RNA, 735 nt
Organism: Cornus florida
Lineage: Eukaryota; Viridiplantae; Streptophyta; Magnoliopsida; Cornales; Cornaceae
Exons: 1
Coding region: 1-735 (244 amino acids)
Source: RefSeq, a predicted model, not a curated record
AUGAAGCAUCAUGAAGACGAGCGCCUCCAAGCUUUUCUUACCAGGUUUAACCUUACUAAGAGCAUUGUGAUUGAAUGCCAUCCUACAAUGGCGGUUCAAGCGUUCAAGUUGGCCAUGACUCGUUGCACUCCGUUCCACACAAGCCUGGUAGUGAACACGCCGAAGACUAUGGACGAACUCAAUGAAAGAGCUGAUGGUUUCGUGCGUCUAGAAGAGGAGGAAGCAGCCAACGCUCAGAAAACAUCCAUCAUAUCAAUAGAAGAGAAGACCAAAGCAAAGAUCAAGCAAAAGCAAGCUCAGCCACAGUGUCAGACCCUUUGGAAGGCAGAUAAGAGGCCUAGAGAGGAAGAGUUGAUCACUUCACUGAAGGUCACUCUGGCGAGGCUAUACCAGGAAAACAAAGAUAAGUUCCGUCCACCUCUGCCAAUUUGGCAACCUCUCGAACAGAGGGAUCAGACUAAGCACUGUGCUUUCCAUAGCGAUUUUGGUCACCAGACUAACGAAUGCAGGAACUUAAGGAGGCAGGUGGAGAUGCUGAUCGCCAGAGGCCAAUUUACAAGUUAUAUUCAAGGGCCUGCAGCAGAACAUAACCGACCGAUGGAGCAAGUGAAAAGGAGUCAGAAAUCGAGCUCCCAUAACACACAACCAAUUCGGAUAAUAAAUGUGAUUCACGGUCUGCCUGAAUUAAGCGAAGAGUUAGGCGAAUUACUCCGAACGCGUCUUCGCCAAGCGUAA